GCUGGGCGGUGGUUGAGGCUGCUGGUAGUUAGGAUCGAUUCUGCUGUUGCUUAAGUCGCCGCGGCGGGCAGCAGCGGUAGUAUUGGGUUAGAUCAAUGAAGGGGCAUUUAUGGCAGGCUGGCCAGCUGAAGCUGUAGGCUCAGCGCGGCUUCGCUGCCGCCGGUGAUCCCAGGAGAGGGAAGGAGGACGACGGGCGCGUUGCAUGAGAGACUCAGCCCGGGGAGAGGGGGGUGGAGGCAGAGCAGGCGGAGGCGUCGAGCCAGCAGCCAGCUGCAGGAGCAGAGACCCGUCCCAGCAGCCGGGGAGAGAGAGGCGUUUUCCAGCGGUCGCCUCCCUGAAUCGCGCCCCAGCCAACUUGCUUCCCGUCCGCAGGGGAAGUUCGGGCUUAGGCUGGGCAAUGAUUUUCCCCAAUAGCAGCAGCAACUCUGCGGGCGGCAGCCGGACUCCAUAUAGGAAGCAGCAGCCCAUUGUGCCUGCCCAUCCAAUGGCUCCUCCUAGCCCCAGUAUCACCAGCAGCAAUAACAACAGCAGCAGCAGCAGCAACUCAGGAUGGGAUCAAUUAAGUAAAACAAACCUGUAUAUCAGAGGGCUGCCUCCAAAUACCACUGACCAGGACUUAGUAAAGUUAUGUCAACCAUAUGGGAAAAUUGUAUCUACGAAAGCUAUUUUGGAUAAAACAACAAACAAAUGCAAAGGUUAUGGUUUUGUGGACUUUGAUAGUCCAGCUGCAGCUCAGAAAGCCGUAUCUGCCCUGAAAGCCACUGGAGUUCAAGCACAGAUGGCAAAGCAACAGGAGCAGGAUCCAACUAAUUUAUAUAUUUCAAAUUUGCCACUUUCAAUGGAUGAACAAGAGCUUGAGAACAUGCUAAAACCUUUUGGACAAGUUAUCUCAACAAGAAUACUUCGUGAUUCCAAUGGCACAAGUCGUGGAGUUGGCUUUGCAAGGAUGGAAUCAACAGAGAAAUGUGAAGCAGUGAUUGCUCAUUUCAAUGGAAAAUUUAUUAAAACCCCACCAGGAGUUUCUGCUCCUACAGAACCUUUGUUGUGCAAGUUUGCGGAUGGAGGACAAAAAAAGAGACAGAAUCAGAACAAAUAUAUACAAAAUGGAAGAGCAUGGCACAGAGAAGGCGAGGUGAGACUUGCUGGGAUGACACUCACUUACGAUCCAACUACAGCUGCUUUACAAAACGGAUUUUACCCCUCACCAUACAGUAUUGCAACAAACAGAAUGAUCACUCAAACAUCUAUCACGCCAUAUAUAGCUUCUCCAGUUUCUACAUACCAGGUGCAGAGUCCCUCCUGGAUGCAGCCUCAACCAUAUAUAAUGCAGCAUCCUGGGGCUGUAUUAACUCCUUCCAUGGAGCACACCAUGUCUUUGCAGCCGGCAUCAAUGAUAAGUCCACUGACCCAACAGAUGAGCCACCUUUCAUUGGGCAGCACUGGAACAUACAUGCCUGCCACAACAGCUAUGCAAGGAGCUUAUAUUCCCCAGUAUACACAUGUUCCCACUGCAGCUGUUCCAGUUGAGGAGGCCAGUGGUCAGCAGCAAGUUACAGUAGAAACAUCCAGUGAUCAUUCUCCAUACACUUAUCAGCAAAACAAGUAAUUGUGAGAUACGUUGGUGGUGACCUUGCUAGAGAAGGAUGCAAAGGCUGAAACAAUCAUGGAUUUUACUGAUCAAUUGUGCUUUAGAAAUUAUUGACAGUUUUGCACAGGUUCUUGAAAAAGUUAUUUAUAAUGAAAUCAACUGAAACUAUUUUUGCUAUAAGUUCUAUAAGGUGCAUAAAGAAAAAGAAAAAAAAAAUCUUAAAAUUCAUCCUAGUAGCUGUUCCCUUUCCCUCCCCCCUCAAACAGGUUUAUUUUAGUAUGAAAUUUUUUAUCAAGUGUUAUGACGCAAAAAAAAAAGAAAAAAAGAAAAAAAACCUUUAAAAAUAAUUCCGGUCACGCACAGC
This is a messenger RNA of Notechis scutatus (mainland tiger snake), 1952 nucleotides long. NCBI's taxonomy places the organism in Eukaryota, Metazoa, Chordata, Lepidosauria, Squamata, Elapidae. The record is from RefSeq and is a predicted model, not a curated record.